This is a messenger RNA of Pygocentrus nattereri (red-bellied piranha), 2873 nucleotides long. It is a transcript of the gene glud1b, whose product is annotated as glutamate dehydrogenase 1b. Gene Ontology annotation, biological process: L-glutamate catabolic process. The coding region runs from base 156 to 1784 and encodes 542 amino acids. Gene Ontology annotation, cellular component: mitochondrion. The transcript has 13 exons. Lineage: Eukaryota; Metazoa; Chordata; Actinopteri; Characiformes; Serrasalmidae. The record is from RefSeq and is a predicted model, not a curated record. Gene Ontology annotation, molecular function: L-glutamate dehydrogenase (NAD+) activity.
GGGAUGAGCUCUGCCACUCUGACCGAGGCAGGCUGAACAGGUCGGGGCUCUCGCCUACUUCCCCCUCUUUUCUUCGCUUCCCUCAUAUAUCUCGUUGGCACCCUUGUCGUGUCUUUUUCUUUCAGAAAAUUAGUUUAUCCCCUCCAUACGUCGCCAUGUACCGGUAUUUUGGAGAGCUUCUCAGCCGCGGAGCUGGCAGUGCCCUGGCCUCGGGAUGCGUCGAGUCUGCUCUACCGGCUUCCUCGUCUUUGGCGCGGAUACGCCACUACAGCGAUGCCACAGAGAAAGAAGACGACCCCAACUUCUUCAGGAUGGUGGAGGGCUUCUUCGACCGCGGCGCUGCCAUAGUAGAAAACAAGCUGGUGGAGGACCUGAAGACGAGGGAAUCAUCCGAGCAGAAGAGGCACCGAGUGAGGGGGAUCCUCCGGAUCAUCAAGCCGUGCAACCACGUCCUCAGCGUGUCUUUCCCCAUCAAGCGAGACAACGGAGAAUGGGAGGUUAUCGAGGGCUACAGAGCACAGCACAGCCAGCACAGAACUCCCUGCAAGGGGGGUAUCAGGUACAGCAUGGAUGUGUCUGUGGACGAGGUCAAAGCCUUGGCCUCACUAAUGACUUACAAGUGUGCUGUUGUGGAUGUGCCAUUUGGAGGUGCUAAAGCUGGAGUCAAAAUCAACCCCAGAAAUUACUCUGACAAUGAGUUGGAGAAAAUCACUAGAAGAUUCACAAUUGAGCUUGCCAAAAAGGGAUUCAUUGGACCUGGCAUUGAUGUGCCUGCCCCUGACAUGAGCACUGGUGAGAGGGAGAUGUCCUGGAUCGCUGACACUUACGCUAACACUAUUGCCCACACCGACAUCAACGCUCAUGCUUGUGUGACGGGAAAGCCCAUCAGCCAGGGUGGCAUCCACGGCAGAAUCUCAGCCACCGGCCGAGGAGUCUUCCAUGGCAUUGAGAACUUCAUUAAUGAGGCGUCUUACAUGAGCAAGCUGGGCUUGACACCCGGCUUUGCAGAUAAGACCUUCAUCAUUCAGGGUUUCGGAAAUGUUGGCUUGCAUUCCAUGCGUUACCUGCAUCGUUAUGGAGCUAAGUGUGUAGGGAUCGCUGAGAUUGAUGGAAGCAUCUGGAACCCCAAUGGCAUUGAUCCCAAGGAACUGGAGGACUACAAACUGCAACAUGGCACCAUUGUAGGCUUCCCAAAUGCUCAGCCCUAUGAAGGUAACAUUAUGGAGGCUGAAUGUGACAUCCUCAUCCCUGCUGCAGGAGAGAAGCAACUGACCAGGAAGAAUGCUCACAACAUCAAAGCCAAGAUCAUUGCUGAGGGUGCCAAUGGGCCCACCACACCUGAUGCUGACAAGAUCUUCCUGGAGAGGAACAUCAUGGUCAUCCCGGAUAUGUACCUGAAUGCUGGUGGUGUGACUGUCUCCUACUUUGAGUGGCUGAAAAACCUGAACCACGUUAGUUAUGGCCGUCUGACCUUUAAGUAUGAGAGAGAUUCAAACUAUCAUCUGCUAAUGUCUGUGCAGGAGAGUCUUGAGAGGAAGUUUGGAAAGCAAGGAGGCCCCAUCCCAGUGGUCCCUACUGCUGAAUUCCAGGCCAGAGUAGCUGGUGCAUCUGAGAAGGACAUUGUGCACUCUGGUCUUGCCUACACCAUGGAGAGAUCUGCAAGGCAAAUUAUGCGCACGGCCAACAAGUACAACCUGGGCUUGGACCUGAGGACAGCUGCAUAUGUUAAUGCCAUCGAGAAGGUGUUCAAGGUGUACAAUGAGGCUGGCCUGACCUUCACAUAAAUUCCCUGCCCUUUCUUUUCUUUUACCUCUGCCAAACCGUCCGUCCUCUCUGUAUUAGCCCUACACCCAGUCUCUGCCCCACAGUGCUACAGCCUUUCAACAUACCGAGAGUUUACGAGUUGAAUCCCUAAUUGUCUCCUUGCUACGUUAUUAUUAUUAUUAUUAUUAUUAUUAUUAUUAUUAUUAUUAUUAUUAUUCCCUCCACAGUCAUUCACACCCCUAAAACAUGAUAUUGCAGAUUUGUUUAGAAAAUCUUUGUGCUGUUUGUUCUGUUCUGAGGCUGUAGUUUCUGUUUUCUGCAGUAGAAUGUAGCCUUCAGUCUGGAAACUGGCCGCAUUGUUUCUGCAAUACUUCAUAUUGCUAUGAUGUUAUUCUAUCCAGUCUAUCACACAAUUGUGGUAUUUUUUUUUUUUAUAUUGAUCCACCGAGGUCCUAUCUAAGUGCAGUAAUAGAUCGCGAGUAUUGUCUGUUGUCCACGGUAUUUUCCUUUCACUGUGAUUUUGAAUGGCUGUAUGUCAAACCAACUUUGAAUCAGAGCAAGGUGUGCAGUAUUUUUGUUCUUUGUCAGCCUUCAACAAUAGAUUUAAGUUCAUUUAUUCUCUGACUGUGUGUGUCUCAAACCUUGUGAACGCUAAUUGCCAUAGUAUUGAAAGACAGCACUAAAGAUGCCUUAGACCUGAGAGCAGGAGUUUUCUAUUCAGAGGAGUUAGUUCUUUUUACCCUGAAGAUCAAACUGUUCCAUCCAUGUACAAAGUCCAUCCAAUAUACAGUAUUUUGCCUUGGAGACAUGCAAAAUCUGUUUUUUUUUUUUUUUUUUUUUUUUUUUUUUUUUUAAUCUUUAACUCCCAUAUAUGCCCAUAUCUUGUAAGCAUUGAUUCCACUGGUUUUUGACCCAGUUCUGUCUGAACUAAAAUGUCAAAGCCAGUACACUGAGCAAGUCUCUAGUCAGGUGUGUGCAGAUGACGGCAGCUCAUGUGGGAACAAAACCAUUCACGAAGCUUAUCUACAACUUCAUUGGGAAAUUUGUUUUGGGAAUUUGUAUUGCCUUUUUUUGUUGAGAAUAAAAUGACUAAUUGUUUGUUUGCUUGA